AUGUUCGGGACUCAGGGCAAACCAGGCCCGCCCGGGAAAGAGGGUCUUCAAGGUCCUCCAGGACCAAUAGGAUUGCCUGGAGCCAUCGGACCCGACGGCGACGUAGGCAAGACGGGUCCUGACGGCCAAGAGGGUCCCCGCGGCGGUAUUGGCCCACAGGGCGAGCGCGGCCCCCAGGGGCCGCAAGGGGAGACAGGGCCCAAAGGUCCUGACGGCGAGCGGGGCCAAAUGGGGUUGCCGGGACAGGACGGACCGGCAGGUCCGCGCGGCGACAUCGGCGACAUCGGCGAGCCCGGGAAGCCGGGACUGGCCGGUGAGAAGGGUCAGUCUGGCCAGGCCGGUCGGAGAGGCCGUGACGGCUCGCCGGGGCGUCCGGGACACCGAGGCCCGACGGGCCACAUCGGCUGGAUGGGGGAUCAAGGCGAGCCGGGUCCCCCGGGUCCUCCGGGCAGCUCCGGACAGGCGGGCCAGCGCGGCUUCGAGGGGCCGUCCGGCGAGGCCGGACCCCGCGGAGCCAAAGGAAUGCAGGGCCCUUCGGGAGAGAUCGGGAAUCCGGGACCAAUCGGCGUCAUGGGACCUCCGGGACAACCCGGACCCGACGGGCCGAGAGGGCCCAAAGGGCCCUCCGGCAACAGAGGACCCCCAGGACCACCGGGGCCGCCCGCCAUCGCCUGUCCAAGAAUGCUUGGCUCCAGUGGCCCCACCAAAGGCUGCUUCCAAAACGACGGGACGAUCAACAGUCCGGCCGGCUCCAAAGAUCUACCGGCGAGAACUUGCCGACACAUUGCCGAGAAGAUACCGGAUCCAAAAGAUGGUAGGCAAUUGCAACUACUCAACUUACUCAUCUUUUUGGCUGUCGUCUGCCCAUCUUUCGACCACUCUGAAGGCGGUCUGCUUUGGCACCAGGCAACGACCAUCUUGGCCAAAGUACACACACUCACAGGUCUUGGUUGUGAAGACUUUCAUGCAAGGGUUGGUAGUUCGAUCUCACCAGAAGACACCGGCGGAUUCACGUUGUACUGCAACCGUUUGGCUUUAAUCGGGUCUUCAGUUUACCGCAGCCCACCGGACAUCGGGAAUCAGCUGACGUCUUUUGGUGAAAUUGACCUAAAACAUCUCUCCAUCGUACAUUUUGACACGAAAUGCACGCCUUCACUACAAUCUUAG
This is a messenger RNA of Protopolystoma xenopodis, 1167 nucleotides long. Lineage: Eukaryota; Metazoa; Platyhelminthes; Monogenea; Polystomatidea; Polystomatidae. The record is from the annotation of a GenBank genome assembly.